AUGAAGAUUUUCAUUCUCUUUAGUAUUACCUUUGCAUGUGGAUUUUUAAAAAUUGUUUCUAAUGCUAAUCCUCUACCAUAUGAAGCCAUCUUUAACUUUGGUGACUCUACAAGUGACACCGGAAACGCUGCUUUUGGCAGAGAACCUAUGGAUAAAAAAAGUCCUUAUGGUUCAACGUAUUUCAAACAUCCAGCGGGACGCAUGUCAGAUGGACGACUCAUCAUAGAUUUCAUAGCUGAGGCAUACGGGUUGCCAUUUUUGCCGGCCUCUUUAAAUGUCACCAAAAGCCAAGGUGAUACAAAGAGGGGAGUUAAUUUUGCUUAUGGAGGUUCUACUGCUCUUGAUAGCAAAUAUUAUUUUGAUCGUAGUGGAUUGGAUAAACCCACGACAAAUAACUCGUUGAGUGUGCAAUUUGACUGGUUUAAAAAUCAAAAACCCUUAUUGUGUAAAAGCAAAGAAGAGUGUGAUAGCUUCUUCAAACGAUCAUUAUUUAUAGUGGGAGAAAUUGGUGGAAAUGAUGUUUUUUUACAUAUUUCUAAAACUAUUACAGAACUGCGAGAAAUUGUUCCCUUGAUUGUUGAAUCAAUUACGAAGACCACCAAUGCAUUAAUUGAAGAAGGAGCGGUUGAGCUAGUGGUUCCAGGUAACUUUCCAAUGGGAUGUAAUGUUGACAUAUUGACAAAAAAGAUUAGCCAAAAGAAAGAGGAUUAUGAUGAAUUUGGAUGUUUAAUAGCUUACAACUCUUUCAUCGAAUACUUUAAUGAGCAACUAAAAAAAUCCAUAGAGACAUUACGGCAGAAACAUCCUCAAGCUAAGAUAAUAUAUUUUGACUACUACAACGAUGCCAAACGUUUAUAUGAAGCACCACAACAAUAUGGCUUUACUUCUGAUAAGGUCGAGGUUUUGAAAGCAUGUUGUGGAGGAAUUGGACCAUACCACCGUGACGCUAAUUGGUGUGGAAUGCCUGGUACAACAGUUUGCUCUGAUCCUUCAAAACUAAUAAAUUUUGAUGGACCUCACUUAACCGAAGCAGCAUAUAAGCAAAUAGCCAAAGGUUUAAUUGAAGGUUCUUUUGCAAAUCCAUCCCUAAAACCUGCUGCUUUCAAGAUAGUCUAG
This is a messenger RNA of Medicago truncatula (barrel medic), 1116 nucleotides long. RefSeq names its product GDSL esterase/lipase At5g45910. Gene Ontology annotation, molecular function: hydrolase activity, acting on ester bonds. Lineage: Eukaryota; Viridiplantae; Streptophyta; Magnoliopsida; Fabales; Fabaceae. The transcript is spliced from 5 exons. The record is from RefSeq and is a predicted model, not a curated record. Bases 1 to 1116 code for a protein of 371 amino acids.